AUGGAAAAAUUCAUCGAAGCCUUAAAAAACUACCAAAUUUACUAUGAAAGAUGGCGAUCAGGAACAUGGCCAGACAGAUAUAUAUUUGACAAGUCCAAUCAGAUCCUCAAUUUCACCGUCGCAAAUGCUUCCGUCAAUGGCAAGACAAAUUUGUCGUCAAUUAUGAAUGGCAUCUCAUCGAACUCAACCAGCCCAUCUCAACCCAGGAAAUCACAGAUCAGCAGACUAGCAGUUCUUCGAGCCGAAUUCUUCAAACUUCACCAGACCAUCAUGCAGGACAUUAAUCGCCUAUACCAAGAACGAGCCGAGGCCGGUAUUCCUGAGCAGGGUAGCCACCAUAGGAAGCUCAUUAACGAUGUGAUCGCGGCGCGGAGGUUCCAUGAUUUGAUGACUGAGUACCAACAUCUCCAGUCACAAGAAGAGCUGAAUGAUCCGGAUCAAGCGUUGGAACCCUGA
Molecule: messenger RNA, 456 nt
Organism: Sclerotinia borealis F-4128
Lineage: Eukaryota; Fungi; Ascomycota; Leotiomycetes; Helotiales; Sclerotiniaceae
Source: the annotation of a GenBank genome assembly